Xenopus tropicalis (tropical clawed frog) is the source of this 2550-nucleotide messenger RNA. Its product is annotated as extracellular calcium-sensing receptor. Gene Ontology annotation, biological process: G protein-coupled receptor signaling pathway. Gene Ontology annotation, molecular function: G protein-coupled receptor activity. Gene Ontology annotation, cellular component: cell periphery; plasma membrane; membrane. The record is from RefSeq and is a predicted model, not a curated record. The transcript has 7 exons. Bases 1 to 2550 code for a protein of 849 amino acids. NCBI's taxonomy places the organism in Eukaryota, Metazoa, Chordata, Amphibia, Anura, Pipidae.
AUGAGUAAAAUAGACUACUUCAAGUCAAAAUACGGUUGCAGCCUGCCCGGCGAGAGUGUCGCUGGCUCUCUGAGUCGCCCCGGGGAUAUUGUUAUAGGGGGAACAUUCAUGAUUCAUUUGGACAAAGUCUACACCAGGUUUGAUUUCAGGACAAAACCUCCACAACUCCAGUGCAAAAGGUUUGCCGCUGAGUAUUACCAGAGCAUGUACGGCCUAAUAUUUGCUAUUGAUGAAAUAAACUCAGACCCUGAGCUCCUUCCUAAUAUCACUUUGGGCUUUCAGGUUUUCGACACCUGCUUUACAUUGAGGCGAGCAGCACAAGGGACUCUCUCCAUGCUCUCGGGGGGCAAAGAAAUCACCCCAAAUUAUAACUGUCAUGGGGGAGGCACUCUUGCAGGUAUCAUUGGAGACUCGGGGUCUACAGCAUCAAUUUUAAUGGCCCAUAUUUUGGGACUGUACCGAUACGCACAGAUCAGUUAUUUUGCCACCAACCCUAUUCUCAGUGAUCGGAACCUGUUCCCUUCUUUUUUCCGCACUAUCCCUAGUGAUGAGUUUCAGAUGAGGGGUCUGGCCCAACUGGUCUCUCAUUUUGGUUGGUCUUGGGUUGGCCUUCUAGCCAAUGAUAAUGAUUAUGGCCAAUACGGUCUUCAAAUGGUGAAGCAGGAGAUAAUGAAAGCUGGAGCUUGUGUGGCCUUUUCUGAGAAUAUUUUAAUCAGUCAAGCGAAUAGAAAUGCUCCCCAUAUUGUUCAGGUGAUUAAAGAGUCAGCGGCAAAAGUUGUGGUCGUGAUAACCUCUGAUUCAGACUUUGUGAUUCUGGCAGAAGAGCUGUUGAGGCAGAACGUGUCUGGAAUUAUUUGGGUGGCCAGUGAAUCUUGGGCAACUUCCGUUUUGCUUUCUGAGGAGCAAUUCCAAAACAUCUUAAUAGGUGCCAUGGGUUUUGCAAUCCAUGGUGGGCAGAUGCCAGAAUUCACCAACUACCUCGGUAGACUUCAUCCAAGCAACGAUGUUAAUGAUUCCUUCAUGAGGGAUUUUUGGGAGCAAGUUUUUUCUUGUAAGUGGCCUGAUCCAGGGAAUACAUUUACGGACAAUGCUACUGUGAAACCAUGUACAGGAAACGAAAAGAUGGAGAGCCUGGCAAUUGAAAGCUAUCACCGAUUAUCUCUAAUUAUAUACACUGCUGUUUAUGCCAUUGCAUGGGCGUUGCACAAUCUGCUUCAGUGCACACCUGGAACUGGACCAUUUCAAGAUGGGAACUGUGCCAACGUUUCUACAUUUAGGCCUUGGCAUCUUCUUCACUAUAUUAAAAAUGUACAUUUCAAGACCAAAGAGGACAAUCAAGUUUUCUUUGACGCAAAGGGUAACCCUCCAGCUGUCUAUGAUAUAGUGAAUUGGCGCCCAACAGGCAAGGGAACACUGGAGCAGGUUACGGUAGGAAGAUAUGAUUGGAGUGCCCAAGAUGGGAAAGUCUUCAACGUAGACAGUUCUAUAAUAAUAUGGCCCGAUAAUUAUACUCAGGUUCCUGUUUCCAAGUGCAGCCCAAGUUGUCCUUCAGGAUUUAGGAAGGUGAUUGUACCAGGGAAACCCCUUUGUUGCUAUGAGUGUGCCCGGUGUCCCCAGGGGCAGUUUUCCAACCAAACAGAUGCUGUGGAAUGUCAUCCAUGUUCCUGGGACACGUGGCCCAAUCUACAGCAGGACAGAUGCCUACCAAGGCCUACAGAGUUCCUUUCCUAUGGAGAUCCUUUGGGUUACAGCUUAGCAGCCAUUUCCAUCUUUUCCUCCCUGAUCCCACUCAUAAUUUUAGCAGUUUUUAUUCACCAAAAAAAGACACCAAUAGUCCGAGCCAACAACUACUCCCUUAGCUGCCUUCUCCUGCUUUCCCUGUUCCUCUGUUUCCUUUGCUCUUUAGGGUUCAUUGGUUACCCACAACCUGAAAAGUGCCUUCUGCGCCAGGUGGCAUUUGGGAUGGUUUUUGCCCUCUGCAUCUCCUGUGUUCUGGCCAAAACCAUCACUGUUGUCAUUGCCUUUAAUGCAACCAAACCCGGCAGCAGGUUGAGAAGGUGGACAGGGGUGAAGGUUUCCUACAGCCUUAUUGCAUUAUGUGCUUUUAUUCAGUCAAUUUUGUGUUUGCUGUGGCUGGUUUUGUCUCCUCCCUUCCCUGAAUCUGACAUUAGCACAAAACCUGGAAUAAUUAUAGUUAAUUGCAAUGAAGGGUCACCCACUGCGUUUUGGUUUAUGCUAGGAUAUCUAGGCCUCUUGGCCUCCAUCAGUUUCAUUGUUGCCUUCCUGGCCAGACGCCUCCCUGACAGUUUCAAUGAAGCCAAAUUGAUCACAUUCAGUAUGUUGGCUUUCCUCAGUGUGUGGGUGUCCUUUAUCCCAGCCUAUCUCAGUGCCCGGGGCAUGUAUACUGUGGCAAUGGAGGUCUUUGCCAUCCUGUCUUCCAGUUGGGCUGUGGUUGUCUGUAUCUUCAUGCCAAAAUGUUUCAUUAUUUUGUUCAAACCUGAGAAGAACUCCAGAGAACAUCUUAGAGCUAAAGGCAAAGGCCAUACAUAG